UUUUAACUCAUUGAGAAGUAGGUCAUACUGUCGCCGUAGAUUAUGACAGUUGGCAAUGCGUAUCCCUAGUGCAUCACCCAGCAGUGCUGUGGUUAACUUCGAGACGCACUGUACCGAAUACUUUCACCCAAGCGUGCUUGCAUAUAUCAUACGCAACAGGGCGGCCCAGCUGGCGAGAUAUGGCCAUGGAGUGAGCGUCACAGCCAAAAUACGUGACGAACUGGAUAGAAUCACUGCCGCAGCGGUUAGUACCAGCUGCCAUCUAAGCCCUCAGACGGGAGCCACUCUGCUCCUAUCAUUUGCUAAAUUGGACUAUGUAAAACCUGAGCUUACUUGUCAACUUACUGAGCAUUUUGACUUUGCUGAAGCUUCACCGAAGGCUAUCGCUGUGGUACUUAAUGCCAUAUCCAGACAACCGCAUUCCUUGCAGCACGUCUAUCGUGAAUUUUGGGAUGAACUGCCAAGGGCAAUAUCUUGCUUUGGAAGCACAUCAAGUCUACAGGAUGUUGCAUCGUGCAGCUUGUCACUGUCGAAAAUAAUAUCUGCCUGCCGGAAUGCUGGAGUAUCAUCUAAGAUUGGUGGGCAUACUUACAGGAAUAUAUGCAAUCUUUUGAAAACUGUCUUGCUGUUAGCUCAAUCGCGGCUGCAGGAGUCGGGGCCACAAGAGUACAAGCCCAAAGAGCUGACCUCGAUACUGCAGGCAGCUUAUACAAUAAAGGGCCAACCCCGCGUAGUAGUCAUCCACUUGUUGAAUCAUCUAAAGAAUGCAAUACCAACGUCAAUAUACGGUGUUGACGACACCCUAUUUACGCUAGAUAUACUGCCACCACCGGACUUAGAUGGAGACACUAUAGAUGAACGCAGGAUCAAGCGUGAUAUCGCUCGAGCUGAGAAAUCGUUUGUUGAAUGGGCAUUUGAGUAUAUAGUUGACCACCUCAAGUGUCUAAGUGAUGCUGAGCUGGCUCGCAUUGCUGCGGCAUGCAAUCGCUUGCGGGCAUGGUCAAAAGAUGAAUUCGUUUGCGAAUUCGCAUUAUCUUGGGAGAAGAUAAUAGCGAAUGGCGACAACAUAACUCCACGUAACCUUAGCCAGGCGGCAUGUUACUUUCUCCGUCGAUAUGAAGCUUCGGUUCAGAAAGAACUGGAUGCUACUAAUUCAGAGGAACACCUGAAGGCAUCGCAGAUAUCGCACAUAUGUGCCAAAAUAGGCGACAUUUUACACGAUUACGCCAGUUCACGUUACACCAAACAGGAUCUACAUCGGGUAGAGGAACUGAUGCAGGUGGCAGACCACUGUAGAGCGAAACGCUUCCUUAAGGGCGCCGCAUGAUAGCCUCAAUGCAUUAAACGUAG
This is a messenger RNA of Babesia bovis T2Bo, 1350 nucleotides long. RefSeq lists its product as uncharacterized. Lineage: Eukaryota; Apicomplexa; Aconoidasida; Piroplasmida; Babesiidae. The coding region runs from base 56 to 1327 and encodes 423 amino acids. The transcript has 3 exons. The record is from RefSeq and is a predicted model, not a curated record.